Molecule: messenger RNA, 744 nt
Organism: Sitophilus oryzae (rice weevil)
Lineage: Eukaryota; Metazoa; Arthropoda; Insecta; Coleoptera; Curculionidae
Exons: 1
Coding region: 1-744 (247 amino acids)
Cellular component (GO): nucleus
Molecular function (GO): DNA binding
Source: RefSeq, a predicted model, not a curated record
AUGGACGAGACUGGGCUUUCGACGGUCCCAAACAAACUUCCCAAGGUCUAUGCUCCCAAGGGUAAAAAAACUGUUUCAAAAGUAGUCUCUGCCGAAAGAGGCCAAUUGGUCACCGCUGUCUGCUGUAUGAGCGCUUCGGGUAUCUGGGUGCCACCGGGACUUAUUUUUGCCAGAAAGCGCAUGAAGGAUGAGCUGCUUUAUGGCGCACCAGUAGGUACAUUAAAGAUGAAUUCGGAUACUGGAUAUAUGAAUUCGGAAUUGUUUGUAACUUGGUUACGACAUUUCUGCGAAUUCGUAAAGCCAACCAAAGCUGAUCGAGUGGUAUUGAUAUUAGAUAACCAUGCGUCCCAUUGUUCGCUAGAAGCCAUCUUAUUUGCUAGAGAGCAUUCCAUAAUUCUUUUGACGUUGCCUCCCCACGGAAGCCACAAGAUCCAACCUUUGGUUCGCGGAUUUUUCUUCCCAUUAAAGUCAGCCUUUGCAAAUGAAUGUGAUAAGUGGAUGGUGAACAACGCUGGCAAAGCUAUCACGAUGAAAGAAAUGGCCGCUCUCUUCCAUGCAGCUUAUUCAAAAGUAGCAACCAUUCAAAUUUGUGAGAAAUCUCUUGCGUGCACGGGCCUGUAUCCAUACAACCCAGAUGUUUUUACUGAACAUGAUUUCGCACCAGCUGAAAAACCUACAUCUGGUGUAAGAAAUGUUUUCAAAUCUACAGCUCAAAAACGUGACACAAAGAAAAAAAAUGAAUAA